Molecule: messenger RNA, 561 nt
Organism: Salvelinus fontinalis (brook trout)
Lineage: Eukaryota; Metazoa; Chordata; Actinopteri; Salmoniformes; Salmonidae
Exons: 1
Coding region: 1-561 (186 amino acids)
Source: RefSeq, a predicted model, not a curated record
AUGAAAGGUUAUAAAGAACCUGUCAACUGCAUGAAAGGUUAUAAAGAACCUGUCAACUGCAUGAAAGGUUAUAAAGAACCUGUCAACUGCAUGAAAGGUUAUAAAGAACCUGUCAACUGCAUGAAAGGUUAUAAAGAACCUGUCAACUGCAUGAAAGGUUAUAAAGAACCUGUCAACUGCAUGAAAGGUUAUAAAGAACCUGUCAACUGCAUGAAAGGUUAUAAAGAACCUGUCAACUGCAUGAAAGGUUAUAAAGAACCUGUCAACUGCAUGAAAGGUUAUAAAGAACCUGUCAACUGCAUGAAAGGUUAUAAAGAACCUGUCAACUGCAUGAAAGGUUAUAAAGAACCUGUCAACUACAUGAAAGGUUAUAAAGAACCUGUCAACUACAUGAAAGGUUAUAAAGAACCUGUCAACUACAUGAAAGGUUAUAAAGAACCUGUCAACUACAUGAAAGGUUAUAAAGAACCUGUCAACUGCAUGAAAGCGUUUCACUUCCCCCAAAAACCCAAACCAACAAUAGUUCUGCAGGGUAAUCUGGCUAAUGAGAUGAGAGAUUAG